Scomber japonicus (chub mackerel) is the source of this 898-nucleotide messenger RNA. It is a transcript of the gene pole3, whose product is annotated as polymerase (DNA directed), epsilon 3 (p17 subunit). The record is from RefSeq and is a predicted model, not a curated record. Gene Ontology annotation, cellular component: epsilon DNA polymerase complex; CHRAC. Bases 312 to 761 code for a protein of 149 amino acids. Lineage: Eukaryota; Metazoa; Chordata; Actinopteri; Scombriformes; Scombridae. The transcript has 4 exons. Gene Ontology annotation, biological process: DNA damage response; heterochromatin formation; leading strand elongation. Gene Ontology annotation, molecular function: protein heterodimerization activity; chromatin DNA binding.
GGGCUCGUGCUUGGAACGUUCGCGGGAAACAGCUCAAAACAAACCGGUUCUGAUGGGCACGCGCUCACCGGCUCAAUAAAACGUUAACGUCUCCAUAGUAACGGCCGUUUACUAACUAACCGGUACCGUGAAGCUGGACGAGCCGGUAACGUCUUAUUUAACUAGCUGCUUUAAACAGAGAGCGAGCAAGUUAGCACGGAUCAGUUAGCAGCUCGCUCUCAGUCGGGCUUCACACGAGGGGGGUUAUUAACGGAGAUAACGGCUCUAACCGCUAACCGUUAACCGUUAACGGACAGCCGGUUGAAGGUGAAAUGGCGGAAAGACCCGAAGACCUGAACCUACCGAACGCGGUGAUCACGCGCAUCAUCAAGGAGGCGCUCCCAGAUGGGGUGAACGUGUCAAAAGAAGCAAGGAGAGCCAUUUCCCAAGCUGCCAGCGUGUUUGUGCUCUAUGCAACAUCCUGUGCGAACAACUUUGCGAUGAAAGCAAAGAGAAAAACUCUGAACGCUGGAGACGUCUUGGCUGCGAUGGAGGAAAUGGAGUUCGAACGAUUCCUGGAGCCUCUGAGAGAAGCUUUGGACGUGUACAAGAAGGGCCAGAAGGGAAAGAAGGAAGUGUCGGAGCAGAAGCGCAAAGACAAAGAGAAGAAGAACGACUCCGAGAACGACAAGAGCAGAGAAGAGGAAGAGGAGGAGGAGGAGCGCAUGGAGGAGGAGCCCGAUGCGGAGAACGAAGCGGAGGAGGAGGAGGUGGAGAACUGAUGGCGCCUCCUCUCUGAUGUCAUCGCUGUCUGGACGAGAAACGUUAACAGAGCCAACGCGUUCAUCGGAGGAGAUAUUACGUUAGAUUAUGUUACGUGAGAUAACGUGGCGUGACGUUAGAUUACAUGAUGUGACGU